AUGCCAGUUUUAUUUACAUUUAUUAAUAAUCGUAGUAUAAUCCUACAAUCCUUUACAUUAUUGUUAUUUUUAAUAAACAUAUCGCAAGUUCAUGUCAUUAUUUUGAAUAAAAACCAACAACUUUCUCAUGAAUUAAAUCCAAAACUAAAUUUGUUCUCAUUUAUUAGGACUCCAUCGCAAACAUCAAAGUUUCAUAGUUUAAAUGCCCAGGUUCUUUCUGAUAAGAAGAUUUCUGGAACUGAAGAAUUGUUAACUGAAAAUAAUGUGUAUAGAGGCUCAUUGAAAAAUGGAAUAAAAUACUCAUUUUACAAAAAAGAUACACCCACAAUUGAAGCAUAUUUACAAGUAUGCUCAGGAAGCGCAGAUGAAAAGGAUAACCAAAGAGGAAUAGCACAUUUAUGUGAACAUGUAACAUAUAUGGGUAGCAACAAGAGAACAAGACUCUGUAAAUACGGAGUUAAAACUAACGCGUUUACUGAUUACAAUCAGACAGUAUUCUUUAUAAAAACCGAUAGUGAUUUGGGCUGUAACACAAAUAAGGAAACGUUACAUAAGAUUCUGGAUACACUGUUGGAUGUUGUAGAGACUCCAACACAAUUUAAUCAAUAUGAACUGGACAAGGAGAGAAAAGCAGUUUUAUCAGAAUCGAAGAUAAUAACGACAGCAGACUAUUACAAAAAUUGUAACACAGUGAAGGCAAUUCAUAGAGAGAACAUAUUGCCUAAGAGAUUCCCAAUUGGUGACCUUAAUAUGAUGAUGAAGUAUAAAGUUGAAGAUCUCAAGGAAUACCAUUCUCAACACUAUAUACCAGAUAAUAUACAGUUGUUUAUACAAGGAAACCUUGACGAGUUGGAAGUAUCAGAAACGAUAAAUGAUCUGUUUUCAAAAUUGGAAAACCCACCGAAUCUUAAAAAAAUAAGAUUACUUUAUAAAAACACUGAAAAGGCGAGGAGGAAAGGCUUACCACCAGUAACACAUAUAUAUAACCAGAAAGAACCAGUGUUUGAUUUAUGGACUUGUGACAAACUGCCAUGUUUUUCAUUUGAAAUAUUAAGGAAAAUGCCUAUCCCAGCAGUGAGGACAUUCUCAGACUACUACAACUUCAUACUAAACAAGAUAGUUUACAAGAUCCUAAGCAUCAAUUUCAUGAUAUUUAAAAGAGACACACAGCUAUAUAACAACGUGGAAGCUAACGAUUAUGACUGUGUAAACGAAGGGUGUAGAAUAAGAUCACUGGAUAUAAAGUGUGAUACUGAGGGUUGGAAGAAUUCAGUGUUCUACGUCAUCUCUGACAUUGGGAAUUUCCUGGGAGAAACAGUGAGUAACAAGUUUUUGGAUUAUGCAAAAGACUCACUGCUGUAUGAUUUCGAGACGAAAAAUUAUGAAGAAAACAACUCAAUUAACUUUAUAGAAAAUGACAUAUGUGACAGAGCAAACCUAGAUAAGGAUGAAACAAUAAAGUUAAUUAAGAGAAGUUAUGAUGGAAUCGACCCCCAACACGUCUUACAAAGGGUAAAUGAUAUGUUUAGCUGGUAUAAAGGUGAUUUGAAGGGUCUAAAAGUUCUAGCAACAACACCAGUAGGAAACGUUACAUUGGAAGAAGUAAAGGAAGUGUUUAAUCAGGCUACUAAAGCAAAAAUCAAAUUUAAUAGUUUGCAAGUAAAUUUACCUGACCACUUAUUGGACAAGGAACAUGUUGAAGCGAUAAAAUCAAGGUCUAGCACAAAAAUACUACCACAACUAGAUAAAAACUACCACACGGAAUCAUUUGAUUAUGAAAAGUAUCUUUCAAACCUGAGUGAACAGGACAAGAACCUGUUCAAAAAAUAUUACACGGACUUCAAGGAAUAUUUGGAAUUGUUGAGAGAUGUAGAGCUAUGUGUUCCAAAGGCCAGAAGAGAAACUCCAGAGCUCGAGUCUAUUCUAGCCCACAAAUUCGAGUGCAACAUGAGUCAACAAGAAAAUGCACAUCUAAUGUACAAUUUAAUACAGGCGAAUAAAUCAUUGGUAAGAACAAAACCUUGUGAUCUAUAUAAAAGUACCCUUACAAGUGAAAAAACUGAAGAGACUAAUAAUGAUAACAUUGAAGUAUCGAAAAGUGAUUAUAAAAAUACAAUGAAUGAAUCACUUUCUGAUUUAUAUGACAUGUACAUGUUGGAGAAUAAUGUUAGAAUCAAUUGCAGGCGUACGGAAGAUAACUCGGUAUAUCUGUCGGCAAAUAUACCAAUAACGGAGUACAUAAAAAAUAACAUUCCCUCAGAAAUCACAGGAGAUUCUGGCAGGGAAGCCAUAAUUAAAAUGAAUAAGCUGAUGGUAUUACUAAUAACAACAAGUCUGAUGGAAAGCGGAUCGAUGGGAUCAUUGGACAGGAAGCAAGUGGAACUAUUCUGCGAACUCAACUCAAUAAAUGUCAACAUUUCACUGAACUAUGAUUACCUUAAUAUUGCAAUACACGUACCAUUCACAAGUAAAAGUGAAGAAAAAAAUGUAAAACCCCUGGAAUACUCACUGCAAAUUUUAAAUAAUAUACUAGAAAAUUAUAGUAUAACACGAGACGAAGUGGACAGAGCAAAGCAGAAACUCACAUCAGAUCACCAAAAAUACAUCAAAGAUAUUAAGGUAUUACAUAUAAAUUAUGGAAUUGGUGAACUGGUCCAUAAUAUGAGUGGAGGGAUUCUGGGAUUUGACGGACUGGAUAUGGAUAAAUUAGAGCACAUUAAAUAUGAAACAGUUGUGGAGGAGACGAAAAAAUUAUUUAAUAGCACCCCAAAGGAAGUUAAUGUAGUGAGUAAUUUUGAACUGAAGAAGUUGAGGAAAUACGUUACGCAGUAUCUGAGUAGCUCAUUAAUUGUGUCAAGAAAUAAAAUCGACAAUGGAUCCAAAAGUGAAUUGAAUCCACUAGAAUCUGAUAAAUCAUCGAGUUCAUUGAAUUUAAAUAAGAUGGAAUCUGACAUAUAUUACAGAAAGAAUAUGGUUAAGUAUUUUGAUGAUGUUACAGAUAAAGCAAUCGUUCUGGCGGGAGGACACGCCGCAAAUGCCAGCGGAUUUAUACCAGACGGAACACACAUUUCAAAACUAUUGGAAAACGCAUUGAGAGACUCGUCGCAAAAACAACAAGAUAUCGGUAUAAAGUGUUGUGGAUGCAUCCUGCGUUCGCUAAAGCAGCUUCUGACCUGUUUUCAGAGGACAAUGAAGAAUUUGACAUACGAUACGAGGGUAGAAGUAGUGACAAACGACAUUAGUGACAGCUAUUUUGUAAUUUCAGCAUUCAGCAAUAAGAGAAACUAUCCAGUGAUUUUAACAGAGAUAAUUAACUACCUGAAGAAGCUGUCAAACCAGGAGUUUGACUUCAGUAAGACAUACCUGGAUAACUGUAAAAAAAUCAUAAAGGGGAAAAUAAAAGAAAGAGGACCAAUGUACUAUGCAGGAAACAUGUCUGGAAUACAGUUGGAGCAGGCUUUAACAAAGAACAUACUCUCAAUAACUGAAUAUGAGAAGGUGCUCGACCAAAUAACACCAGAAGAUUUCACGCUUUUGAUGACGUCGCAAGGAUAUGGAAUCGACCCACAUAACCUGUACACCAGAGUAUUGUACUCUGGUGAGUAA
Messenger RNA from Theileria annulata, 3606 nucleotides. Its product is annotated as M16 peptidase, putative. The transcript is spliced from 15 exons. NCBI's taxonomy places the organism in Eukaryota, Apicomplexa, Aconoidasida, Piroplasmida, Theileriidae. The record is from RefSeq and is a predicted model, not a curated record. Bases 1 to 3606 code for a protein of 1201 amino acids. Gene Ontology annotation, molecular function: metal ion binding.